GCAUAUUUUGAAAUAAUGAGAGAGAAAUUAUUAUUGAAUAACUGAUCCAUGUCAUGCAUCGCACAUUGUUCAACAUGACAACUAAAUGGAUCUUAUAUUAUACAAUAUAUAUGCACAUGGUUUUCUGCCUAUUUGAACAUUUUAUCCAACCAUCGAUUUCUACCACAAAUUCAGGCAGCUUGAUCUCGUGCUUCAUCAAUGGAAAAAAGGCUGGAAGGCAAAGUUGCCAUCAUCACCGGCGGUGCCAGCGGAAUCGGCGAGUCCGCGGCGAGGCUCUUCGUCCGCCACGGCGCCAAGGUGGUCGUGGCGGACGUGCAGGACGACCUCGGGCGAGCCGUGUGCCUCAGCAUCGGGCCCCCCGAGGUCGUCUCCUACGUCCACUGCAACGUGGCGGCCGAGGCCGACGUGGCGGGCGCCGUCGACCUCGCCGUCUCUCAGUACGGCAAGCUCGACAUCAUGUUCUCCAACGCCGCGAUCCCGGGCAAGAGCGAGGCCGGGAUCCUGGCCGCAGAGUACGAGGACGUGAGGCGUGUGCUCGACGUCAACGUGUUCGGCGCGUUCAUGUGCGCCAAGCACGCGGCGCGUGUGAUGGUACCGGCCGCGCGGGGGAGCAUCGUGUUCACCUCGAGCGUGGCCUCGGUCACCCACGGCGCGGUGCCCCAUGCCUACGUGGUGUCGAAGCACGCGCUCGUGGGGCUGACGAAGAACCUGUGCAUCGAGAUGGGGGCCCACGGGAUAAGGGUGAACUGCGUAUCCCCAUUCGGGGUCCCCACCCCGAUGCUCACGGGGGCACUCGGGAUGAAGGACAAGGCGGAGGUGGAGGAGUUCGUGGCGGGGAUUGCGAAUUUGAAGGGGGAAGUGGUCGGAGCCGAAGACGUGGCGGAGGCGGCAUUGUUCUUGGCUAGUGAUGAGGCAAAGUAUAUAAGUGGGCAGAAUAUUGUUGUUGAUGGAGGUUAUAGCUUGACGAAUGUUGCACUGCGUGAGGCUGUUAAAAAAUUGAAUAUUUCUUCAACAUAAACUCAUUGAGAUUUUACAUUGUAUUUCUCACUAUAAUAAAAGCAUUGAUAAUGUUGUUUUUCUUUC
Messenger RNA from Salvia splendens (bonfire salvia), 1083 nucleotides. Its product is annotated as secoisolariciresinol dehydrogenase. The record is from RefSeq and is a predicted model, not a curated record. NCBI's taxonomy places the organism in Eukaryota, Viridiplantae, Streptophyta, Magnoliopsida, Lamiales, Lamiaceae. The transcript is spliced from 2 exons. Bases 199 to 1017 code for a protein of 272 amino acids.